Cucumis sativus (cucumber) is the source of this 1973-nucleotide messenger RNA. RefSeq names its product alkane hydroxylase MAH1. Bases 94 to 1629 code for a protein of 511 amino acids. The record is from RefSeq and is a predicted model, not a curated record. Lineage: Eukaryota; Viridiplantae; Streptophyta; Magnoliopsida; Cucurbitales; Cucurbitaceae. The transcript has a single exon. Gene Ontology annotation, molecular function: heme binding; iron ion binding; oxidoreductase activity, acting on paired donors, with incorporation or reduction of molecular oxygen.
AUGGUGGAUAUAUUGGUGAGGUAAGUGUCCAUUGUAUAUCCAAACUCAAAACAAACCAACCAACAAGUUUAUUGAGUUGCAGAGCUAGCUCCAAUGGCUUCCAUCGAUUUUUCAUCCAUCCUUUUUGCAUUUAUUAUACCCUUUCUAGUUUUCAUCAUUUUAUCUCGUAUUUGGAGAUGGGAUUUCCAUGGAAUCAUUCCUUGGAACUGGCCAAUCGUUGGAAUGACACCCACUGUUAUUGCUCAUAUCCACCGACCCCAUGAUCGUGUUACUGAAGUUUUACAACAAACUGCUUUCACUUUCUUCUUCAAAGGCAUCUGGUUUUCAGGUAUGGACUUCCUCUUCACAGUCGACCCUUCAAAUAUUCACCACAUCUUGAGUGCCAAUUUUGAGCGAUAUCCCAAAGGCCCUGAUUUCAAGUACAUAUUUGAAGUUUUGGGAGAUGGUAUUUUCAAUUCUGAUUCUGAUGUUUGGAAAAAUCAACGUAAAACUGCUCAUUACUUGGUUCGCCACCACAAUUUUCUUCAAUUCUUAGAGAAAAUUACAUUGAAUAAAGUGAAAACAGGGCUUGUUCCUAUUCUUGACAGCGUUUGUGAAAAUGGGUCAGUGUUGGAUUUGCAAGAUUUGUUUCAAAGAUUCUCAUUUGAUUCAACUUGCAUGAUGGUAACUGGUUUUGAUCUCAAUAGUUUAUCACUUGAAUUCCCUGAAGUUCCUUUUUCCAAGGCUAUGGAUGAUGCAGAGGAAGUGAUUUUUGUAAGACACUUUUUCCCUAAAACAAUAUGGGAAUUUCAAAAGAAACUCCAAAUUGGUCAGCCCAAGAGACUAAAACAAGCUUGGGAAAUCAUAGAUGAAACCAUUGCUAAAUUGAUAGCCUCCAAAAGGAAAAGCUUGAAAAAUGAAAUGAAAGAAGAGGAUGAUAAUGGCAAAGAAGGAGUUGAUCUGAUCACAUCAUAUAUUACAAAUAUAGAAAAUGAUGAUGAAUUCUUGAGGGACACAGUUUUGAACUUUAUGAUCGCAGGUAGAGACACUUUAAGUUCAGCGCUCUCUUGGUUUUUUUUUUGUCUUUCAAACCAUCCAACCGUCGUAGAAAAGAUUAGGGAAGAGCUCAGAACAACGAUUCCAACGAACGAAGCUUAUGAUCAACGGCGGAUAUUUUCAAUUGAAGAGGUGGAUAAUUUGGUUUACUUCCAUGGAACAUUGUGUGAAGCUCUUAGACUAUAUCCUCCAGUACCACUUCAACACAAGGUGUCUAUACAACAUGAUAUACUCCCAAGUGGUCAUCACAUAAAACCCAAAACAAAGAUUUUGUUUUCAUUAUAUGCAUUGGGAAGAAUGAGUGAAGUGUGGGGAAAAGAUUGCUUGGAGUUUAAGCCAGAGAGAUGGAUUAAUUCAGAAAAUGGAAAGAUCAAACAUGUGCCAUCUUACAAAUUCUUGGCAUUCAAUGCAGGGCCAAGAACAUGCUUAGGAAAACAUGUGGCUUUCACUGAAUUGAAAAUAGUAGCAGCUGCUAUCAUUCAUAACUACAAUAUUAUUCAACAAGCAGGGCAUGAGGUUGUUCCAAGUGCCUCUAUUAUUCUUCAUAUGAAGCAUGGAUUCAAGGUCAAAGUAACAAAGAGGUGGAGUACUUGACAUAAGUUAAAAGAAGAGGAAGGAAUUUCAAGUUUGUUGUUUGUUUUAGGUAAAAUUACAUUGGUGGCAUUGAAUAAAAGAAAAUGUAAAAGGACUGUAUAAAAUGUUCUGAUAGUUCUUUUUUUGUCUUUUUUCUUGUCAUGGUUUAAUGUUGUUGGGUACCCAUGUUGAUUGAUUUGGACCUAUAUCAGUUGUAGUAAUAAUAAUAGUAAUGUCAAAGUUGUUACAUAUGGUAUGAAAUGUACUACUUUUAGGGAUUGUUUAUAAUGAUCAGUUUGUAAGCAGAUGAAAAAGAGCAAAAUGUAUUGUUGCAUGAACAAAGUAAAAAACUCCUUUUUCUUUUA